Molecule: messenger RNA, 447 nt
Organism: Prorocentrum cordatum
Lineage: Eukaryota; Dinophyceae; Prorocentrales; Prorocentraceae
Source: the annotation of a GenBank genome assembly
AUGGCUCCCCGGCGCUCCGCCGCGCUGCUGCCCGCGGCCGCGGCGCUCUGCGGCGCCCUGGCCGCGGCCUGCGGCCUGGCCGCGCCGCUCCUCGCCUUCGCGCCCGGCGCGGCGCGGCCCGCCCGCGCGCCCUCCGUGGCGCUGCGCGCGGGGCUGCCGGAGAAGGAGAAGGUCGACUACGACCUCCCGUCGCCAGACACCCGAUCCAUCCUUGGCAAGCGCUCCAACGUCGGCCAGACCAUCGACCAGGACAAGCGCGGAAACAUGUGGGCGGUCAUCUCGCCGACCAGACGGGAGCAGGAGCAGGGGGAGUGGGACACGCCGAUCUUCUUCGUGCUCACCGUCGUGGGCACCUGGGCGCUCAUUGCAUUCUUCGCCGUGUGGACCGGUAACGACCCGCGCUUCGGCGGCGGCAUCGGUGACGGCGCCGGCGACUUUGGCAUCUGA